Xenopus tropicalis (tropical clawed frog) is the source of this 2803-nucleotide messenger RNA. RefSeq names its product acyl-CoA binding domain containing 6 (gene acbd6). Gene Ontology annotation, cellular component: cytoplasm. The record is from RefSeq and is marked provisional. Lineage: Eukaryota; Metazoa; Chordata; Amphibia; Anura; Pipidae. Gene Ontology annotation, molecular function: fatty-acyl-CoA binding.
UGAAAGGGACCUUUGGCGAUGCUUUUUGAAAGAAUCGGCAGAUACAACAACAAACACCUUGCUGAACUACAACAAAUAAGGUCGUGCAUGGAAACGUGAGAGAGAGUGAAGGCACUGUAAAAGCCCGGGGGAGUAAGGAAGCGAGAGUUCAGCUGAUUGAUGGUCUUGGUGUCUGUGGAAGAGUGAGGAGAAGGACAGACUCAGUGCUUAUUUAACGCUGCUACAGAGAAGCUUCUAGUGCGAGAGUCAGCAGCCAUGGCUUCCCCUGGGGUACUGGAAGAGUCCAGCUCCGGAGAAGCCUGUUCUGGGGGCUGCCCAGAGCAGUGGGACGAGAAGACAGAGGAAGAGCUGCAGGGCCAGUUUGAGCAGGCAGCCAAACAUGUACAGAAUGUGGCCAGUGUAGCAAGCACAGAACAGCUUCUGUUCCUGUAUGCCAGGUAUAAGCAGGUCAAAGUUGGAAGAUGCAACACUCCCAAACCUGGAUUCUUUGAUUAUGAGGGUAAAAAGAAAUGGGAAGCCUGGAAAGCUCUGGGAGAUUACAGCUGUCAACAGGCCAUGAAUGAAUAUAUUGAAACUGUGAAAAAACUGGAUCCAGACUGGAGUCCUCAGGCACUGGAGGAACCUCACAAGGAGCCCAAAACCACUUUUGGUGGUCCAGUGGUUAGUUGCCUUUACAAAGUCCAAGAAACACUAAGGGAAGAAGAUAAAGACAUAUUUGACUACUGUAGAGAGAAUAACAUCUCUCGUGUAUCACAUGCAUUGUCUACAGGGGCCAUUGAUGUGAAUGUGGCAGAUGAUGAGGGACGGUGUCUCUUGCACUGGGCCUGUGACCGUGGACACACCCAGCUAGUAUCUGUUCUUCUGUUUCAUAAUGCUCAUAUAAACAUGCAGGACUCUGAGGGACAGACACCUCUGCAUUAUGCCUCUGCUUGUGAGUUCCCAGAUAUAGUAGAUCUUCUCCUGGAUCAUGGUGCUGACCCAUCCCUUGUUGAUAAUGAUGGUUUCCAGCCGCAUGAAGUAACAGACAGCAAGAAUAUAGCUGCGAUGCUUCAACAACACGCCUCAUACGGGGAACACAACAAACCUGCAAGCCUUCUCUUAGAAAUGCCACAGUAAACACACAAUGCAACAACUUCAAGUCUGUUUCAUUUGAUUUCCAGAAGUCAUCAUCUCACAUUAAAGAAAAAUGUCCUGGGGUUAUGUGUGCAAUUGGUCACAUUUUAAUUCCUGUUCUCAUACAGGCCUUUGGUUAUUAACGGUUCAAAUGAAGCCUUUAUUUUUUUCUAGACAUUAUUUUAUCAUUAAUGAUGAACCAUUCAUGGAUAUUUAAGGCUGUGAUAUUAAUUUCAAUAAACAGGGUUUCCUUUCAUUUUCUAGUAAGUAGAUUUGUAUUCUAUUUUAAUAUGCAUGAUCAGUAAACACCCAUGGGCAUCUGUUAUACUGCCCAGAAAGCCUUAUUUAACUUCAUAUUUAUUGGGUGUGAACUGCUUUAUGUGCUUUAUGGUCAAGUAGAAUAUUGCCUAGGAACUCUGUCAGGGAUUGAAUCAUCAUGAAUAAUGUCUGAAUGCUUAACAUCUGAUACAUAUUGGAGAGCCUGUGCCUCAGUUCCUACAACAUCAAUGAGAGUACCUGCAUUACAUACACAAAUUGUAUAGGGAAUAUUGUACCCCCUGUCACAUGAUAUAAGAAUCUUAGAGGACAACAAGGUGUUCAGUUUGAGCUGCCUGCUAAUAUCCUUGUGUUGUAAAAAAGAGGGUACAUGUGACACAAAUGAUAAAUGACUAAAAACUGAUCAGAACUAAUAACACCGUUUAUAAAAAUAUAUUUUACAGUUUAUUCAUGGCUUUUGUGUAUAAUUUCAAUAUAUCCCAUCAGUAUUAUUGCCAUGCAUAUAUUGCUUGUAGUAUAUUUCGAUCUCCUAGCAAUACAUUCAGGAGCCCUAAAUGAUUAAGGAAAUAUCUCCCAUCUGUAAAUGGCGUGCUUGCUGGAAGAAAUUUCCCAGUAUUAUUGUGCCCUUCCCCAUUGCUUUCUACACGGUUUAUUUGCUUGCAACCCCUUUAACUUAAAUCCAGUGUGUAUUCCUUUGUUGCUGCUUGGUGUAACAUCUAAAUCAGCAGUUCUCCGACUUUUUAUUUACUCAACCUGUUCAUAUGUUUUUGUUAUGGAUUUUUUAUUAUACUAUGGAGCACUAUGCAGUAAUUGUGUCCUUCCCCAGGAAGCCAUUAUCACUUGGAACUUACAAGAAGAGGAACAGCACAUGGGAAGUUUUGUCACAACUUUUAAUACCUGUUGGGCAGGAAGACAUAUUGGAUCGUUAUCUGGCAAAAAACUGGACCAAGUUUUCAGUGUGCUGCCGCAGGAUGAUUCCAUAUGUUGCCCCUUUUUGAGGGGUAUUGUGCUUAUUGUGCAUGGUGACUAACUUCACCAAAGAAAGAGACCCAAUCGCACACAUUCAUCCAAAACUAUAUGGGGUUAACGUUGGACUGUACUUUACAUUAAAAAAGUAUGUAACAGGAGGUUAGCUUAGUUAGAACAUGUUUGGUCCCUCACAGUUGCAAUUGGCUUGCUGUGACUACAUAUUGGUUGUGUAUAAAAUAAGUAUCAACUGAGCCCAUAUAUGUUGCUCUUUUUAAAAUAAAUAAAUGGUUGUUAUGCAGUAAAUUCAUACUGUUAAUAUGAAUGUAUGGCUAUGUAUUAGGUAAACCUACAUUUUAUUUUUUAACUGUGUCAAGUAACCCACAUUUCCUUUCUUGUUUUUACUUAUUACUGCUAUAAAUAAAAAGGAUAUUAUUAUUCACAGUGA